CUUUGCUUUCAGCCUCCACUUCCUCCACUCUAGUCAGCGCGGAAUUUCGCGGAUUUUGUGCUUUGAAGUGUGGUUAAAACCCUUUGCGGUGGGUUGAAUGUGGGUGAAAUAUUGUCAAAUUAAAAUCUGUGGUCCAGAAAAUCUGCUUCCUGUGCGCCGUCAUCCCGCUGAGGCGGUAAACCUACCGAAGAAUGUAUGUCUCAAGAUCGUUCCUCCCUAAAGGGGGUAUAAUGUAGCUUCUGGUUGUGAAGCUGUGGGGGCUCGAGGGCUCUCUGACACUCUUUCAAACACUGACUGGAUAUGCGACCUUAAGGAACAAUGAGUUCCGUGACAGAAGAGACGCCAAGUCUCACAAAGGGGUGCCUCUACAGGAGCAGGCCUCAGGCUGAAAGGCGUAACACCCUAAGCAAGCAGGUGUCAUUCCCAGAAGAUGAUAGCAGAUUGGUCACAGGCUACAUGGAGGCUCCCAACCCUUGGGAGUAUGCUGACAAUUUUGACAGAAGUCAGAUCAUUACAUCGUAUUCCUCAUCCUGUGUUAAACAUGGGCAUCCACCAUCGGGCUCUGUUCUCAAGCAGCUUGAAGCCCUUGAGUUUAAUGGGGAUCGGUGUAGCUUACUGGAUUUAAAGGGUGAACUUCUGGACUCAGCUCGUGGGGAAAGUCUGGAAGAAAUUUUAAGAAGGAUUCAGUUUAUUUCUCUUAGCCUUGAGGACACAUCUCUUGAUGAUGAGGGAGCUGUGGCAAUAUUUGACAUGAUUGAGUACUAUGAGUCAGCAAACAAUUUGAAUAUAUCAGGGAAUCAAAAUAUUUCUGCUCGUGGCUGGCAAGCAUGUUCACGCAUGAUAAAGAAGACUCAAUGCCUUGAACAUCUUGAGGCCAGCAAUAUGACUCUAAACGAGCAGAUAAUGCCCAUAAUAAGCCGUUCUCUAAGAAUAACUACACAUCUUCAAGUGCUUAAACUUGAAAAUUGUAAAUUGAGUGGUCGUCCUAUAAUUAUUUUAGUUGGUGCCUUGAAGCUCAACACUGGUCUCCGAGAAUUGUACAUAGCUGAUAAUGACUUGGGAGUCACGGAUGCCCUUCAACUAGCUGCGUUAUUGAGGUCGAACACCUGCCUCCAGCUGUUAGAUAUCAGCAAUAAUAAUAUACAAGAUGAUGGAGCUAGUCAUGUUGUAGACGGACUCAUUGAGCAGCCAUCGUCAGGGGGUGGGUUAAGCAUUUUGGUUCUGUGGAACAACAGGCUCACCCGCAGUUCCGCACCACACUUUGCCAGAGCACUUUCCAAUUGUAGGUCUUUGGAGAUGCUCAACAUUGGGCAUAAUGUUUUAACCAGUGACGUAGUGCAUUCCAUGAAAGAUUCCUUGCAACAAAAUAAAACUCUGCUGAGAUUAGGCAUGCAGUCUACACACUUAUCAUGUGAGGGUGCAAUUGCUUUGGCCGAAGUUAUUGAGGAUAAUAAAGUUAUUCAGAGAAUAGAUUUGCGAGACAACACAAUUUUAAUGGCUGGGCUCCUAGCUCUAGCCCUUUCCAUGAAAUCGAACCAAACUGUAACUCAGUUGGACCUUGACGAUGCUCCAAAGAGGCGACCUCCUGAUGUUACUUUGAAUGAUUAUCAGAAAUUGGUGAGUGAAAUUCGAGGUUACUGCUCCCGUAAUGAACAAAUCCCCAAACCUGAAGUUGAAGAAGAAGAAGAAGAAGUCAGUGAAGUAUCAGAUUCUGAGAAAUCCGAGCGACGUGUUCGUCUCACAUCUGUGAAUAGCCGCAAAAUUUCCCUCACAUGCCAAACGCUCCUGAGAUCUGUUGCUCAAGAUAAUUGUAACAUUAGCGGUGGUUUGCUUGCGGAGCCCCAGCGCAAUCGAACGCGUCUUCGAUCACCUGCUCCAUCGCCUGUUCCAUCUCCUGUGUCCAGUCCUAUGCCUUCACCUGCUCCCAGUCCAGGGCCAGCUCGGAAUCGAUUUAGGGUUUCCCAAGUUUCAGAAUCUGACUCACUCUCGCCCUCACCCAGUGCCUCCCCAUCCUCAUCACCGACCUGCUUCUUCCCUUCAUCAAGGUUUAAAGUGACUGUUGUUGAACCUCCAUCCCCCAUUGUGGCAUCGAACUCAGUGACCUUUGGGUUUGCCUGUAACCAACAGGACAGUCCAUCUAGUGACAGAGAGACUGUAACUCCUGAUACUGACAGUGAAGUUCGAAAUAUAAUGGCUCAUGCAAAUGCCACUGCUUUAGAGGGGUUGCAAGUUGAGAGCGAUUCAAGUCCUCAAGCUCAUGUAUCAUUGCAACAAAGCCCUCAGCGCCUACAACAGAAUUGUUCCCAAGCCCCUGGCCAGCCACAGUCCUCUGCUCAGCCACAACAACAAACAAGAUCACGGAAAAUAUCAUGGGUGCCUAUGACUCUAGCUUCAGUGACUUCAAGUUCCAAUGAUGAAAAUAAAGCUCCUUCCAGCUUGGAACGACUACUAGGUCUAUUUCAGAAUCCUGGUAUCUUGUUCAACAAAAAUCCAUCACCUCAGCCGACUCCAGCACAACAACCAAUGCCAAGAAGAUCACCUCAAUCGUCACCUCAGCAACAACGUGCGGCCCAGCCUGCUGAAAAUGGGUUGGGGAAUGUUCUGAAAAACACAGGUAGAGCUCAUCCAGCCCCUCUAGAGUGUGUCUCAAAUGAUAGAAGGCCUAUUGGAAGCGGGAGCAGUAGCUUGCGGCCAUUAGCUGUUAGUCAUAGUGGUGAUGCUGAUUCAGUUAAAGGAGGAAGAGAUGUUAUGAACAAUAAUGGGCAGUGUAGUCUUCAAGACGUUGACAAAUCUGUGCCACCAGUAGAGGAGACUGUUGUGGUACAAAAAGAUGAAAAUCUUAAUAUCCAUCAAGCGGAGGCCUGUGGUGGUGGUGGUGUUGGCGGAAGUGGUGAUGAUGCAGCAUUGUCUGAUGCUGUGUCUGUGUCUUCUGCAAGCAUGACUUCCUCGACUGUUGUUGACUCUGACCAUUCAUCCAGCACAAAUCUGGAUGACCAUACAUCCAGCACAACUCUGGAUAGACCUUUGAUUACUGUCCAAAGGAGCCAUGAGACUCAAAAGUCACCUCCAGUAUGUUCUACCUUGGAUGACUCCCAUUGAGAAAAUUGAAAUUGACAGCCGUCAAUUUGUGCUACCUAGAUAUGGUGUUUGCUUUGCAACCUGUAAAAAAAGUAAAACAACAAAAUUCCUGAACUGAAGGUAAACGCUAAAACGAAAAUUGUCUGUUUUACUCAUAGUCUUUGACCACGAGGACUUAAUGUUUUAACAUUAUCCAGUUGCACAAAAUAAUCUCGUUACAUACAUAUUUAUCAACUUGUACCUCUUUUCUUUUACAUUUUCCUUCUGGUAGGGGAUGGAGAUUAUUUGCCAAUACCUGUGUUGGUUUUCUUUCUUUCUUUUGUUUCUUUUUUUUUCUUUUUGAGAAAGAUGAGAUACAAUCUAUUGUGGAAUGACUGCCCUUUCACAAAUUCUUAUGCAGUAUUUUAUUGCUGGAAAAUAUGGCUAUAGAGUAGCUCUUUUCUCUGUGUAUGUUCUGAUGGUACAAAUAUAUGCUAAGAUGAAGUUCUUGUUAGAGAUAAGAGAGAAAUACAUUACUGUAGUUCAGCAAUGAAUUCCUGUUUUCAGUGAAAGUUACCUUAAAUGUUAUGGUUUAAUUAAAUGGGUAUUUGUUUCCAUUUAACUACCAACUUAUUUUAGGAAAAUAAAAUGUAUAUUUUAAUGUUGGCACGAAAGAAUUAUGUUUGUGAGAAUAGUUAUGUGUGUUGAUCAUACAGCUGUGUUUAUUUUCGUAGGUGGUAUUCAUUUGUGGAUCUAAUGUGAGUGUAACCCUGUAAUUGCCUGUUUUGAGUUUUGCGCAUCUGUGUUAUUUUGAUCAUUUUCUUGAUCAAUUGCAGCUUUGAAUGGAAUACAUUAUAUUUUUAAUACAUGAAAGAACAAAGAAUAUCUAUUAGAGGAGUAAAGGCUGAUGAGUUUCAGUGGUAUUAAGAAAACUGUGAAGCAGUGAUGUAAGUCAUGUUAAAGGCUUUUUUCAAGCCUUGGUAUCAGGUGUUUCUUUGUGCAGAUUUCUGCACUCAGGUAUUUGUUUUUAGUACUCAAAAUAUAUGAAAAUGAUAAUACGUUUAAAAAAAAAAUAUUCAAAUUUAGAAUCCUUUAACAUUUUGAAUUUUAACUUGCUGCCUCAGCUACCAGAAUGAGACGGGUACCUAGUAUUAUUUCAAGGGAAGUCCCUUAUCGAUUGAGUCCUUAAGUGUCCUCCCCAUUUUGUCAGUGUUAAGAUGUCUUGUGUGAAAUGGAAGUAGUGUUUAGUCAUUCAAUUUUGAAGCAUGUGAUGUUGCAUUUCUGAGUAUCGAACCCUCUUUUUAUUGAUUACUUUAACAUUGUAAAAUUCCAAAAGAAUAAGCCAGAUGUGAAUCAAUUUAAAAUUUUGUGGGGUAGUUUUUACUUUCUUUUUUAAAUCAGAAAAUUAGUGUCUAGUCUGUAGCUUGCAGUCCUUGGUACUUACCAAUGGUUUAUUCAGCAUAAUGUAAGCGCUGUCUGUGAUGUAUGUAGCACAAUAUCCUUGUGCUUAUAGUCAUUCUUACAGCUGUUCAUUUGGCCACCGAAAAACUUCUCUUUUUGUGUAUAUUUAUUUGGACUUAGUUUGGUUAUGAAUGCAUGGAGGCCUGUUACCAGAUUUUUUGUGUGUAAAGGGAAGCAUAUCUUCAGUGCCUUCAAAAAUUGAACCCCUGUUAAGGGAGUUAAGUACUUCUGAUUAUGUUUCUUUUUCUUUUAAAACUUCUACAGUGGCUAUAUUUUUAUCAAGUCCCUAAGAAUGAUUCUGAUCUUUCAAUUAUAAAUACUGAGCACAAACUUCAAACCAUUUCAUGAACUUUAAGUACCUGGAUCUUUCAACACUUUCUUCCUUUAAUACUGUUUCUGUGGCAUGAGAUUAUAAAGCAGACCUGCCCCUCUUGUUUUCACCUUUUCAUCCUCCUUGAAGUAGUGUCGAACAUGUGCUUGGUGGAUUAUGUUCGGUGGAUUAUGCUCGGUGUAUUGUGUUGUUGCAUUGAAUUAUGUUCAUGGCAGGAUAUGUUCUUUUGAAUAGAAUUGUGUUUUGUUGUCUGUUGGCUUGAAAGUAUGGUUUGUCUGGAUGUGUACAGUGAGAAUUGUGAUAGUUUACUCUCCUUCAUCCUCUAGUUAAUCAUAUGAAAAGAUUAAUGUGAAACCUCCUGAUAUCCUCAAUUUAUAAAGUUAACACAGUUGGAGUGUGGUUGACCGUUGUACAUAAUUAAUUAGAGGUCAUUUUAAACCGUACUGCAUUGAAAUUAGAAAAUCAUAGGUAUGCCAGGGGGUUUGUUUAUUUUUUAAUAAAGUAACACUUGAGUGUCAUGCAUAUAUCUAUGACAUUGGAGCAGUUUUCCUCCAUCUAUUAAUUUAGCUUUAUGCUCUUAGAGAAAGGGGUUAUAUUGAAAAUGGUUUGUGUUGAGCACAAAUGAAUCUUCUGAGUACUGUUACUCUUCAAAUUUUUAUGCUAAGGUAAAACUUCUGCUCUGUUGUGAGUGAAAUUAUUAUGUAAUAAUUCCUAUUUUCCUAUUACAAUUUUAAUUGACUGUUAACUGUGGGAAACUUAAAGUGGACCCUCGCAUCCACUUGAGCAAAUGAACCUAAGAUAAUCUGGUAAUGUUUUAUGUUGUGGACAUGCUUUUCGCUGUGUUCGCUAUUUGGAUACCCAGUGACUAUCAUAAAAAAAUGUUCCAAUUUCGAAAGUUUUGUUGAAGAAGGAAGCCAUUGGUAACAUAUUUGACAUGUCCUCCUGAUUUUUACAGUUUAUUCCUGUGUAUUUGUUUACUGAUAGACAUAAAAGAUUGGUUGAAUGGAUGAGUGCGCAUCUUCAAAUAAGAUGGACUUUGUUUUAAAACCCUUGGAAAAUCUCCAUAUUGAAUGAAUGUGGCUCACAGGUAUUGUUGCCAAUGCUGUACGCAAAGAAACACAGGUCUACCUAGGAGCUCGUGGAUGUAAGGAACUGUUAUUGAGUCCUAAACUUUCUCAUUGAGUUAGCUUUAUUUUUUCAGGUGUUAACUUGCUAAUUUAGCACAUGUGCCUGUUGAUAAAAUAAUAUUCCAUGUUCCUGGGUUAAUAUUUAUCAGUAUGGUUAGAUUUAAGUAAUCAUGGUCAUUAUAGCAAUGAUGUCUUUACAGAGCUUCAUUUGUUUGCUUAUUUCUUCAGCGCUGCUUCAUUUCUUACUGAUGAUAAUUUGUAUCAUGGGUUCCUGUCAAUAUCAUCUGCUUCUUUAAAAUCAAAAAAUUCAAAGCUUUAUUUCUUUCUGAUAAGAUUAUUCUUUCCUGGUUUGACUUUACAUAAGUGAAAAUUAUUUCGUGUUUGUUUAGCUUUAUGGGAUUGCUUGUCACUUAUUCACCCAUUUCGUCUUUUUUAUUUAAAGGACUGUUUGUCAGCAGAAUCCUGCCUGUAACAGAGCAACCUCAUAUUGAAAUUUUAUCAUUUUCUAGGACCCUUUUUAAAUUUCUUAUCUUUAUUGUUUAAAGGCAUAUGUUAUAAUCACAAAUUUAAUCUGCCUCCAAUUGUGAAUGAUAUUUAGGAGGCCAAAUAUUCAUAUCACUUGUUUAUGUUUACAGUCAAGACUGCAAAACUCUGAUGCACCUAUAUAACUGCAAUUUAAGUCCUUGCCUCUUCUCUCCCUCAUGAGUUGCUUGGGGUUCCUCUGUUUCUUAAUUUUAAUAUGUACUUUGACAAGUGUGAUACUUGAUUUUUCUUCUCAUGGGGUAUAUUCGUUAUCAUUAGCUUCUGACUAGUUGAAUGGCAAACACUUAUGCUUCACAGCCAUUGCAGAUUAUUUCUUUCGUUGGUUUUCACUUGAAGCAUUUUGUUCAGAAGUAGAUAGAUGUACUAUGAUGACCUGCUGAAGCCAAUGUGUUAGACUGGUAUAUGAACUCUCCUUAUUUUGCUUUUCCUGAAAGGACCAAUCUUAUUUUAAAAACUUUGCAUGAAUGGAAAAAAAAAUCUUUGACUAUGAAGACAACAAUUAAUGGGAUCAAAGAUGGUGUUGUCCUCUCAACCCCUUCCUUACUUUGUUUUCAUUCUCUCAAGAUAUGAAUCACAAUGUGCAAACCUGAUAACAAUGCCAAUCUCAUUUGAGUGUAGUUCAGGCAUUGAUCAACUAAGGUGUAUAGUGUUUCCUUCUACAUAUGAUACUGAAAUUUGAAAUGUGUAGUACGUAAUAAAUGCAUAAUUUGUGUUACAAA
Molecule: messenger RNA, 7238 nt
Organism: Thrips palmi
Lineage: Eukaryota; Metazoa; Arthropoda; Insecta; Thysanoptera; Thripidae
Product: protein phosphatase 1 regulatory subunit 37
Exons: 12
Coding region: 319-3099 (926 amino acids)
Molecular function (GO): protein binding
Source: RefSeq, a predicted model, not a curated record